Molecule: messenger RNA, 1614 nt
Organism: Bolinopsis microptera
Lineage: Eukaryota; Metazoa; Ctenophora; Tentaculata; Lobata; Bolinopsidae
Product: ciliogenesis-associated TTC17-interacting protein-like
Exons: 7
Coding region: 1-1038 (345 amino acids)
Biological process (GO): actin filament polymerization; cilium organization
Source: RefSeq, a predicted model, not a curated record
AUGUCUCAACUAGACCGCACUGGAUACUACUCAGACUCGCCAGUGUCCUUCACCAAAGUGCUAGCUCCCCCCGGCGGUGGUAACAGUGAAGAGAACAACACCUCCCAAUCCCUCAGAGUGCUGGCUCCACCUGGCGGCAGAGUUAGUCUAGAUCUGUUUGGUGGGUACGGACAGGAUGUUGCGAGACCCGCCAGGAAGGUCAGGGAGGUGGUGGUGGUAAAGUCUGAGGACCGUGUAGUGGACACUCCUAAGAGGAAGACGAGGAAUAUCCUGAUCCCAGGUAACCCUCUUACCAAGAGGUCCGUGUUGAGCCAGACUGAUGACGGAUACCAGCUGGUUCUCACCACGACGGAGGGUGGCACUGAAACGGUCACCACCGAGGAGUUUACUAAAGACGAGAUGGCAAGGUUUAUAUCUGAAGGUGCUAACUUGGUCCUACAGAGAUUGAGUAUUAUACUCGGAGUACAUAGUCGUAUGAGCUUUAACGUCUUCUCCACGGAUAAUGCCCUUGCUAAUGUCAGCUACUCCCCUAUAGAGUCCCACUCAGUGUUGUUACAGAACGUUACUCUGGAAACCAUUGGAAUUGAGCGAUGUGUGGAUAAUAAGGACGAGAAUCCAACCACCUGGAAAAUAUACUUCCUCUCUGACGGCCACAUGUAUACCCGCGCUCAAGUCGGGUCACCAGUGUACAUGAAGAUUAAAGAUAUCCCAGAGAACUUCAUGAAAGACGAAGACGCUGAUUGGGUAUUCCCUGAUUUCGGAAAAGGAAAGCUGCACUGGGAGGAUGAUAUUGAGAUGUUGUCACACUUUCUGGACAGAAAGGAGGAGUUGAAGGAGGACCAUGUUAACUACAUGAAGAGACAUCCUGAGCUCAAGGCCAUCCUCGGAGAUUUUUUACAGUUCCUGUUGAUGAGAAAGCCAAGUGAUGUGAUAGAAUUUGCAGCAGAUUUCUUCUCCUCCUACUCUGCAACCGCAGAAAUGAAACCCUCGUUUGCCCACUCCAACUUCGUCAACCAGUCAGCUAUCCGAUCAGAAUAGAUUGUGGAUUAGCCAAUCAACCAUGUACAUAUCACUAAUAUUACUUCCUCUAUUUGAAACAUCAAUCAUAAUUUCUACCAUAUUUGAAACAACUAUUUGAUCAACGAGUAAACAUUAUCUGCCUUCAUCUCCUCUGCUUUUCUUGAUUAUCUGAACACGAAUUGCAUGAAGAUAAGCUACUAGGACCCUACUGAAUUUAAAGUUCUGUUUCGCUCUUUGAAUUAGUCAUAAAUUUGAUGUGAGUUGAACUUUCGUACAAGCUUAGAAUCAAUGAUAUGAUCAGUUUUUUGUAACUUCAUGUAUGAUUACAGAUACCAAAUGUGUAAUUGUUAAUGUAAGAUAAUUUUGUAAUUAAAUAUAGUAGAUGAAGCCGCCUGUCAUUUAAAAACAUGAAUAUUCUGUUGCAUUUGUUAAUAAAUUUGGAUUUUCAUACGCUGUAAAUAUAACAUGAACAUUUCUCUUAUCAGUUAUUCUUAUGAACCUCCUGAAGUAUAAUGUUUGUAAAUAUUAUGAGAGUGUGGUAUUUAUUCAGGUAAACACUUCUUCUCUUCUAGUUCUAUUUCUUUAUUGUAAUAA